Molecule: messenger RNA, 771 nt
Organism: Dromaius novaehollandiae (emu)
Lineage: Eukaryota; Metazoa; Chordata; Aves; Casuariiformes; Dromaiidae
Gene: ECRG4
Product: ECRG4 augurin precursor
Exons: 4
Coding region: 119-559 (146 amino acids)
Biological process (GO): central nervous system development; cellular senescence; anaphase-promoting complex-dependent catabolic process
Source: RefSeq, a predicted model, not a curated record
CCUCCGCGCCGGGCGGGAGCGGCCGGGGGCCCGGCUGGGGGCGCGGCCGCCCUUUUCCCUCCCCUCCUCCGCGCCUGCUUAGGUGAGGGAGCCGCGUCCCGCCGCGCACCUCGCUGCCAUGACGCCGCCGUGGCCCCGCGGAGCCCUCUGCUGCGCCGCCCUGCUGCUGCUGCUGCUCUGCGCGGCGCCCGAUGGUUCAAGAGGAAAUAAGCUUAAACUGAUGCUUCAAAAACGAGAAGCCCCUGUUGCCAUUAAGCCUGAGGUGUCAGUGAGAGAAAACAAGGCCAAAGAGUUCUUAAGCAGCUUGAAACGUCAGAAGCGCCAGCUAUGGGACAGAACUCAACCUGAUGUGCAACAGUGGUACCAGCAGUUCCUGUACUUGGGAUUUGAUGAAGCGAAAUUUGAAGAUGACACCUCCUACUGGACAAGCUUAGGCCGGGGCGGUAACGAAUACUAUGGUGGAUAUUACCAACACCACUACGAUGAAGAUUCACCAAUUGGUCCACGAAAUCCACAUACCUUCAGGCAUGGAGCAGGUGUCAACUAUGAUGAUUACUAAUGCCAUUUACCCUGCUAUAGUUAGUAUCUAUAUGGCUGUGUUGAGCUUGGCUGAGUCUUCCCUCAGUCAACGAUGCUGCUUUCCUACUAGCUAUUCACAUAAAACAGCAAGAAUAAAGGAACUGCGAGAUGCAAUAUGACUUUUUUUUAUGGUUACUUAGUAGUACACUAUAUAUAAGUGUUAUAGAAAUAAAGCUUUUUUGAUAAAAUAAA